Messenger RNA from Amoebophrya sp. A25, 1551 nucleotides. NCBI's taxonomy places the organism in Eukaryota, Dinophyceae, Syndiniales, Amoebophryaceae. The record is from the annotation of a GenBank genome assembly.
CCUUGAACUCUUUCUGAAGAGACAUAUGGUAUUAAGUCAAUAAGUAAGUAGAUUGACAACUUCUAGUAAAAUUUCACUAUGCAGCUUUUUUAACAGACCACUAGGGACGACAAUUUCUUUGUAGUUGUAUCCGCCAUUGCCUCGUUGGCAGGAGUGAUAGAAACUGCGAACGCCAUCUAGAAGCUUACAAACAAGAAGAGCAGCAAAUAGUUGUACUAGUACUUCCUAGUAAGUCAGGGAACAAGAAAAAUGGUGCUUGACUAUUCUCGUUGGGCUCACAUUGGCACUUCGUCAAGUAGCGAUGAUGAGCCACUGCCACAGAGGAAUGCUCCUACGGGUUCAAUUAAGACAAUCACCUCAUCUUCUCUUGGAGAUGGGGGGACACCUGUUUUACUCAAUGACGGAGGCGCAGGUAGCUCGUCGUCCUCGAAGCCGCUGUCUCCUCUCUGGAGCACCAAAGUGUAUUCGGAAGAACACACGCGAUGCAUGAAGAACAAAGCCCCAAAGAUGUGCAGACUGAACAACGACUCACGGUUGGUUAGGCCUGAACACAAGGACUUCUUCGUCAAGGAAAUGACUUAUCCGCAAAGGAUAAUGCUCUUGACGAGAUUUUGGAAUGCGACGGAGUCGGUAUUUUCACGAGAACGAUGAUGUUUGCUGGUCUACUACGAGGCCUCGAGCUGCUAGAAAUUCGAACAAAUCCUUUGAAUUUAAAUACUCCAUAUUUUGGUCUACUUUAAUAUCUCCUGUUCGUGUUUCAUCACGACUAGUUCUACAACAUAUUAAAGAAUUAGAUUUCAAUUUCAUCUUACAUGACCUUCACUACAAGUAUAACUAACAGGUAGAAGACCGUGCCGUCUUCAUCAGACGCUUAAUCGAGAUCCUCGAGAAGUCUGGUGCGCCUCACAUGGCGAAAGGCAUUGGUGGAGGAGCUGAGAUUUUAAACAAUGUAGCCAUCGACUUAGCCGCAGAGACAGUUACGUACCCACCACAGUGGCUGGAGUACUUCAAGAAGCGCACAGUCACAGAGAAAACUGAAAUCUUCGAAGCCUUCUUUGCAGCAAUGGACUCGAAGGAACAGGCGUGGCUAGUUGGGGGUCUGAGUGGGUAUGGAACGCCUGGGAGGGGGUGAAGACUUUAGAAGGCGUUCCAUAGGUAAGAGGACUUACUUAUACUUGGGACAAGAACGAGUGAAUGCAGAAAUACAGUGGGCGUCUUUCAAGAAACUCUAAUUGUACGUCCCACUCACAAGAAAAGAAGGUGCCCCUACUUACUCCGUUUGCUGACGUAAGUACUGCCCGCGUCAUCGCGCUGACAUGCUCACCCCCACAUACAUUAACCCCCUUGUUAGCAUGCAGGAACCCUGUAAAAAUAUAACAGAGUAGUUUAUAGCACGCAUGGCGCAUGGAGUGCAUGGAGUAGCAUGGAGUGCAUGGAGCGCAGAGCUUUAAUGGGCGCAAGAAGCUCCCCCUUUAGCUCCAUGCUACUCCAUGUGAUCCAUGCACUCCAUGCCAUGCGAGCUGUGAAACCUUAUAAAUUGCUCUGAUAUAA